Messenger RNA from Bactrocera oleae (olive fruit fly), 870 nucleotides. RefSeq names its product neuropeptide F. NCBI's taxonomy places the organism in Eukaryota, Metazoa, Arthropoda, Insecta, Diptera, Tephritidae. The record is from RefSeq and is a predicted model, not a curated record.
ACAUUGCUAUGACAAUUGUUGCUUUUGUUUGUCAUCUCUUUUUGACACACGAGCGAUCGUAUUUCCUCUCGGGAAAUACAGAUAACAUUUAUGGAUAUAAAAGGAGCGGAAACCAGCGAAGCUCAUUAGUAGCCAAAACGAGUGGUAGCGACAAAUGUUUAAUAAUUGGUGCGCACUCCGUUAGAAGCCAUUACGUAGAACAAUGUCUUCAAUUCCACGCUUCGCUAUCAUUGUGAUUAUUUCCUUAGCACUACUGACCGCACACACAACAACAGCCAACAACUCCCGUCCGCCACGCAACAAUGACAUCAGCAACAUGGCCGACGCACUCAAAUAUUUACAGGACCUGGACACAUACUAUGGCGAUCGGGCACGAGCUAGAUUCGGUAAGCGCGCGCCGAUAUUAUUGCUUCUUCGCCAACAUUUGCUCCAAAAUCCUGACGUGAUACGUGAUGCUCGAGCUAAAGAAAAUUUUUCCGCUGAAGAACCUUUUUAAGGUAAACAGUAUGGAACAUAUGAAUUUCAAGUACCCUGGCAAAGGAUUCAGCAGUGAUUAUUUCAAAAACGCUAGAUUAGAAUUUGGCCCAUAAAAGUAUAAUAGUUGUCCCAUAAUGGAGACUAAUUUCCCUCAACUUAAUGAGUUUAUGUACAGUAUUAAAAGAAUAGCAAGUUUUUAAUUAUUGCCUGCUAAAAUGUAUGUAAUUUGUAUUUACUUUUUUUUUUAUAAACUCAUUUCGCUAUAGAUGAAAUUGUAUAUAUAUAUAUCUAUACUCGUAUAUGAAAAAAGGGCUUUUGGAUGAUAAAGCUUAUAACCAAUGUUAAAAUAUUAUAAAUGUCACAAGAAAAUAAAAGCAAAUUGUGUAAAACCAC